UCUCUCUCUCUCCAAAAGUACCUGUGACUCCUCUUUCCCGAGAAAGUUGCACCAGAACCAUUUGUCGUCGAUCGCUUUUAUCGUAGUACUGCACUUAACAUAUCGCUUCAUUUGGCUUUUAGUCAACUCUCUUUCUCUCUCUCUCUCUCUCUCCCUACGCCUCUCUGGGAUCAUCGCCGUUGUAGUCAGUCUUGCGUGUGAAAGAAGAGAGAGAAUGGUCAAAGAGGGAGAUCAGAGCGUGACCCUCGAUCUUCUGAAGCAGAAGAUGGCUGAGUUCUCUAAGGAGAGAGAAUGGGAUAAGUUUCACAGCCCCAGAAACCUCCUCUUGGCUCUGGUGGGUGAGGUCGGGGAGCUGUCGGAGAUAUUCCAGUGGAAAGGGGAGGUUCCGAAGGGACUUCCGGAUUGGAAAGAGGAGGAGAGAGUGCACUUGGGCGAGGAGCUCUCGGAUGUGCUGCUCUAUCUGGUCAGGCUCUCUGACGUCUGCGGCAUCGACUUGGGCCGAGCUGCCCUCCGCAAGGUCGAGCUCAACGCCCUCAAAUACCCUGUCUCUCUCUCCAAAUUAGCCUCUUCCAAGAAUCAAGAAGUUAUCAUCACCAAAACCCUCGUUGACAAUAGUGAUACUACUGGCACUGUUGGGGCUGAGAGUUGUUGAUCGUCUUGGGCUUCUUUUUCUUUUUUUGAUCUAAAUAAUCGACUCUAUGUCUCUCGCUCUUAAUGAAAUCAGACUCUUUGUUUUGUAAUUUGCAUCGAAUGUCGCAAGAAGUGGCUUUCUUCAACAUGUCGGCAUGAUCUUAA
Molecule: messenger RNA, 795 nt
Organism: Eucalyptus grandis
Lineage: Eukaryota; Viridiplantae; Streptophyta; Magnoliopsida; Myrtales; Myrtaceae
Product: dCTP pyrophosphatase 1
Exons: 2
Coding region: 215-652 (145 amino acids)
Biological process (GO): nucleoside triphosphate catabolic process
Molecular function (GO): nucleoside triphosphate diphosphatase activity
Source: RefSeq, a predicted model, not a curated record